GCCGCGCCGGGGCUCGGGUCCCGUGGGCCCGGCGCUAAAUUUAAAAACUUAACCGCUGCCAGCGGCUGCCUCCGGAAACGAAAGCAAAGUCGCCCCAAGGCCGCCUCCCGGAUUCUCGCGGCCCGUCGCGCGCCGCGCUACCCGGAAUAGACCCUCCUCCCGCCAUUUUCGACCCGCUCCGGGCAGGCCCCGCGCCCCGAGGGCUGAGGCCUGCUCGCUCGCGCAGGGAGGAGCCGGGCGCCAUGGCGGGCGGCGGGGACGGCGGGGACGGGGCUCGCGCCCGGCAGCACGUGUUCCUGCUCCCAGAAUAUUUCAAAGAUGCUUCAAAGAAGGCAAAAAGUGGACUUAUGAUUGUAAAACUGGUUAACCCAUGUACAGGGGAAGGAGCCAUGUACUUGUUCAAUAUGUAUCUACAGCAGCUGUUUGAAAUAAAAGUUUUCAAGGAAAAACACCAUUCUUGGUUUAUAAAUCAAUCAGUUCAAUCAGGGGGUCUUCUCCACUUUGCCACACCUAUGGACCCUCUAUUUCUGCUUCUCCACUACUUUAUAAAGGCUGAUAAAGAGGGAAAGUUUCAGCCCCUAGAUCAAGUUGUGGUAGAUGAUACAUUUCCCAAUUGCAUCUUAUUGCUGAAACUUCGUGAACUUGAGAAGUUACUUCCACAUGUGACAGAGGAAAAAGAAAUAGGCAACAAGAAAUAUUACAAGUACAGCAAAGAGAAGACAUUAAAAUGGCUGGGAAAAAAGGUUAAUCAGACUGUGGCAGCAUUAAAAAACAAUAAUGUGAAUGUCAGUGCCCAUGUACAGUCAACUGCGUUUUUCUCUAGUUGCCAAACUUCAAAUGACAAGGAAGAGGAUUAUAUUCGUUAUGCCCAUGGCCUGAUAUCUGAUUACAUCCCUAAAGAAUUAAGUGAUGAUUUAUCUAAAUAUUUAAAACUUCCAGAAACUCCACCUCCAUUGUCAGCCCCUCCAUCAAAGGUUGCAGCACAAAGACGGAAAAGGGACAAAUGACAGCAGAUUCAUGUUGGCUUGACUGCAUCUUGUGUGACUAAAGACAGUCCCAAAGUGCUACAACUUCUCCUGCACCUUCUAGAAUAUCAACAUAUGCCAAAAGGUGUAUUUAAAGGCACUAACUCUGCAUACAUAAUUCUUUGAUAGUACUACUAGCCCUCUUGGGCAGCAGCCCUUUUCCCUGGAGGCUAUUCGGGUCAUCAGGUUUGAAAGCACCCUCAGAGUGUGAACCUGCACAUAGUCUGAGGAACUGAAGGGCCAUCACCCAUCUUCCCCUAGCUUAGCCUACUGUAAAAGUGGAUUUUUAAAGUACAGUGCUUUCAAUUUCAAAAACUUUGAAAAAGCCUCCUGAAACUUGGGUCAUAUCUUAAACUCAACCAAAUGUGACCUUUUUUGCUCUUGGAGAGCAUGCUUUAGUAUGUGUGUGGUGACUAUAAGUACUUGAUUCCACACUGGAAGUUUUGACAAACCAAGUUUCUACUUUAGGAAAAAAAAAAAAAAUGCUUCACCUUUCUUUACUAUUUACUGAUUUUGGCAGCUUCUAAUUCAUAAUAGUACCUGAAGUCUUGGAGUUAUAAAUAUUGCUUUAUUUUUAAAAGGUCUGUCAUUUCUCUAUUACCACUAUUAUUGUUAUUACAAUGAUGAUGAAGAUGAUGAUGAUGAUGAUAAUUUAGAGUUAGGGCAUAGGAUAUGAGGGAGACUUGAAAGUAGACUCCAAAGAGCAAUUUAGUGGGGAAUUUUGAUGUGUAGUAUGUUUCAGGAGGUUUGUGUAAAAACUUGUUCAGGCAUUUGAGCUGGUUCGUUCACUUGACAUGAAAGAGGAACAGGGCGGAAGCUGCCCGAGUGAUCUUCCUGCAUUCAGACAUUCAAAGAGGACCCCAAACCUCCUUUUCAGAAAAUAAUUUUGGUUUAGACUCUCUAACUCUAUUGAGUAAAUUCAGGAAAGUAAUUUUUUUAUAUACUUCUUUUCACACAUAGAAAUUUUCUAUAGCCUCGAGGGACUUUUAGUAUUCCUGUGCUUCUGUAGUUGAUCCAUGAAUCCUCCUUUUCAAUAACCCACAGCAAGUCAGCUUUGGAAUUCAGCAUGUAUUACAAGCUGUUUGGGUAAGAAUCAAGAGCCUGACACAUAAUUCAGCACAGUUGUAGAAUUAAAAUCUGGCUUUUUUCUGUCUCCUUGCAUAAUCCCAAACACCAUCCUUGGAGACAGUGUAUGGCUUGGCCCGUAGCAGUCACCAGAGCAACACUGAAGUUUUACUGCUGAGUAUGCCGUGUGCCCUUCAGCAAAUCACUUAGGCUCUCAGGACACAGGAACAGACUAACAUGAUGGCUGACCCCUAGCACUCCCACCCCUGGAAAGACCUUUGUGAGACUUUUGAGUGGGUGCCCCAACCUGAUAUGUCUGAAGCGUCUCCCAAGCUGAAAAAGACUUUUUGAAAAGUUCUGUUUUUUCUACUAGCUUCACUUAUCAACUAUGUUCCUCUGCCCCUUGCCUUCUAUGAUUAUAUACAUACAUAAUCUGUAUACACACACACACUCACACUCACACUCACUCAUUGCCUCAAAUUUAAUCUCCCCACUGACCAGAACCACUGGACACUGAUUUUGCAUAAAUUAUCACUAGAAGCCCCACUUUUUUACCUGUGCCCCAAUUUUGUUCCAUGACCUCUGAACUUUGCAAUCAUCCUAACACCUUCAACACACCUAAAAUUAUAAAAUUUAAUUAAUUUUUCCUUUAUACUCGUUAUUCAUGAUGCAUGCCCUAAAAAGCCAGAGAAAGGAAAAACAAUCUCUUCCCCACUUCACCCAGGCUUCUCUAGGUAACUUUAUCCUUUUCUUACUCAAUUUCCAAUAUCUAGUUCCUAUCCUUUAACUAGCAUCCCUAUAGUCAUUUUUCAUUGAGUUUACUUCACUAUUUUAACUAAAAACCAAAUCCUAAGCUCUCCUUCAGAAAUUAAAACUGCUCAGCUUUCCUCUCCACACCCACUGCCUGCAAGGGUAAGCUGCUUGUCACCUGGAUCCGCAGCUCUCUGGAGAGCUCAUGGUUCUAUUUCCACAGAACUGACUGUUCCACAUUCAGCUCAAGAAUCUCUGAUCCACAUAUUGUUAAGAACUUUUAGAAAACAGUGAUGCUCGAAACCAAAAAGGAUAUGAUAAAUGGGUCGUCCAGGGAAGAAUAUAAGAAAGUACAACUUUUGGAAGCCAACUUAGAAAUAAAUCUCAAAAGCCUUAUUAACAUUUUCUAUUCCCUUUGCAUCUGCAAUACGUGCUGCUAAAAAGAUAAGCUUAGGAAAUGAUCAUGAAUGUCAUGCAAAGAUUUAGCUGUAAGAGUAUUUGUUGUAGGACUGUAUAAAUAGUAAGUAGAAAAAAGCUAAACUGGAAGACUGAGGGAAGUUACCUUAAAAAUUAGUAUUAAAAGUACAAAUAAUAUUUCUUUUCCUUUUGUCUUCUUAUUUGCCUCCUUAUAGUAGACACUUCUUAUUAUAAACAUGCAUUAUAUUAAUAUAGAAACAAUAACCUUAAAAUAGUUUAUACCAUUAGUUCCUUAAAUAUUUUUCUCUCAAGAUUUUAAUUUUAAUUUUUGUGUCUCAUUUUGUGCUCUGUGCUAAAUAUUCAUGUGGAUGCUUAGCAAAUACUUUAAUCAAAUGAUUGCUCUUCUACCCUUAAACCUUUAAGAAUGUCCCUAUUAUUGAUUCCUUGACUCCCCUGACCAGUCAAAAUAUAUGUUAUGCUUUAACUUGUGUGUUUGACAUGAGUAUGGAUGGUGAAAUGAAUUAGUUUUGUUUUGAAGAGUUACUAAGAACCCUAGAAAUCAUUGCAGAUGCUCUGGGGUAUUUCACAACCAGAACUGAGAAUGACUGUUCUUGUCUCCAAAACUGAAGUGAAGACAAAAAACAUGACUGAUUGAAAACGUUCAGAAAAUAAUGUUUCAUAAUUGUUGAUAUCCAGCCUUUGCUGUUUUUUUUUUUUUCUUAGCAGAUUGCUCAAUUUAACAGGAAGAACUAGUCUUCCCCACAAGCUCCCCCCACACAAACAUCAGUUUCAUUUCACACUUUUCAGUGGUUUCUCAUUGCUCUCAGUAACCAUCUCUCUUACAGCCACACUACCUUUUUAAAUCUUCUCUCAUGCCUUGCUUACUCUAAUUACAUGACUUUUAGCCUUGUUUCCUUACCUGGAAUGUUCUGCAAACUUCUAAUUAUCGAAAUCCUGAUCUUCCCUCUGCUUUGCUUGACCCUAGUUUGCCAUGAGAAACAUUAGGAAGUCUCUCCUGACCUCCAGUUCAGGUCAGAGCUUCCUGUGGCAGCUCUACCUCUUCUUCCUGGAUCUAUCAGAGAUGUGUUUGUAUUUUAAGUAUAAUGAUUAGAUGAAUAUUUUGCUCCCCAAUACACAGAAGUUCAAGAAGGCAGAGACUGUUUCGUCUCAUCAUUUGUGCAAAAACAAGCAACGAGAAACCACUGUAAGGUUUGAAAUGAAACUGAUGUUUGUGUGUGGGGGUGGGAGGCUUUGGGGGAGACUAUAGUUCUUCCUGUUUAAAAAAAUAAAAAUUUGUUCUUGCACAAAUAACAUGGGAGCAUGCUGAGGCUACUAUCCUCCAGAAGGCCUGCUUUCAAGGUUGGUCCUUGGUUGAUGUCUGGUCUCAACAGGUAAACAAUUCCUAAUACUGAUAUGCCUUAGUGGCUCACUCCCUUUUUGUACAGACAAUGUGACUUAUUUGAACACUUUUCUGGUGAGGUGGAGUUUUGGAAGGUGCUAGCUAGAUGCCUGCAUGACCAGUCCCCAUGAAAGCUGUAGGCCACUGUCUUUUAUGGGUUUUCCUGGGCCCUGAACUGCGUGCAUGUUGCUGCAUUUUCACUGCUGGGGUGCACUCCUUUGUAAUUACCCACACAGAAGGGAGAGAAAACAUUGGAGGGUUUCACAUGCUUUUUGCAGGUCACCUGUAUCUUUCCCCCUGUGAGUCAGCUGUGUGUCCUAACUACACUAUUAUUAUAAAUUUUAGCUAUGAAUACAACCCCUGUGAGUCCUUAUAACAAAUAUUUGAAUAUGGGAGUGGUUUUGAGGACCCUCACAUGCUUAGUAUUCACCAGAACCUUACACACCCUAUCUGUGAUUUAAUUAGGGGGCUGCUGCCAAUUUUUUGAAAUGAAACUGAAAAUGACUGAAAAGGACUAAGGGCUAAGACUUAGGGCUAAGUCUACUAUGGAAAUUCUCACGAGAGCUAAGAUAUCUUAUAAUUUAUCAACUACAUCCUAAUGACCCAAAUGAUGUACAUACUUCUAAAAAAGACAGAAUAAAAAAUGAUUCAGGAAAUUGAACAUAGUCAAAGCCUAUCAGAAUUAAUUUUU
Messenger RNA from Talpa occidentalis (Iberian mole), 5347 nucleotides. RefSeq names its product ribonuclease H2 subunit B (gene RNASEH2B). Lineage: Eukaryota; Metazoa; Chordata; Mammalia; Eulipotyphla; Talpidae. The coding region runs from base 243 to 1007 and encodes 254 amino acids. Gene Ontology annotation, biological process: ribonucleotide metabolic process; RNA catabolic process. Gene Ontology annotation, cellular component: ribonuclease H2 complex; nucleoplasm. The transcript is spliced from 10 exons. The record is from RefSeq and is a predicted model, not a curated record.